AGGUUCGGUGAGCGCUUCGGUCCGUGAGUGCGAGCGAGCCGCGGCAGCACUUCGGACGCUCUCCCCAUCUCUCAGCGGUGAAUGGCGGCGGGAUGGAGCACGAAGGGAGCGGCGGCAGCGGGGGGUCGGCCGGGCUCCUACAGCAGAUCCUCAGCCUGAAGCUCGUCCCGCGGGUGGGCAACGGGACCCUGUGCCCCAACUCCACUUCUCUCUGCUCCUUCCCAGAGAUGUGGUAUGGUGUGUUCCUGUGGGCACUGGUGUCCUCUCUCUUCUUCCAUGUCCCUGCUGGAUUACUGGCCCUCUUCACCCUCAGACAUCACAAAUAUGGUGCUGCAAUUGCUGGAGUAUACCGAGCAGCAGGAAAGGAAAUGAUCCCAUUUGAAGCCCUCACCUUGGGCACUGGACAGACAUUUUGUGUAGUGGUGGUCUCCUUCUUACGGAUUUUAGCUACUCUAUAGCGUACACCUGUAGGCCAUGAUGUUGAACCUAAGUUUGAUAGGCUCCUCACAAAAAGAAUACAUUAUGGAAUGUAGUGUGUUCUUACUUCUUCAAGUGGAAGAAACUUGGAUGAAGCAGUAUGUGAAAAAUGACAUCUCAGCCCUUUCUUCAGUUUGAAGCUCUAGGAACUGAAGAUCUUUCUGGACUCCUAUUGUCCUCAACCAAAACAAAUCAAGUUUCUUAGCACUUUUUUUUUUUUUUUUUUUUUGGAUUUAAUUUAAGCAGUUUUACAAGUGCACCUUUACCCACGGUAGGUCAACAGCCCUUCUGGGUUGACGUCCUUCACCCCGAAAUCUACAAUAUUCUGUGAGAAAAUGCAAUGUUGC
Messenger RNA from Neomonachus schauinslandi (Hawaiian monk seal), 824 nucleotides. It is a transcript of the gene TMEM170A, whose product is annotated as transmembrane protein 170A. Gene Ontology annotation, cellular component: endoplasmic reticulum membrane. The record is from RefSeq and is a predicted model, not a curated record. The transcript has 3 exons. Gene Ontology annotation, biological process: endoplasmic reticulum tubular network organization. The coding region runs from base 93 to 458 and encodes 121 amino acids. Lineage: Eukaryota; Metazoa; Chordata; Mammalia; Carnivora; Phocidae.